Cajanus cajan (pigeon pea) is the source of this 744-nucleotide messenger RNA. Its product is annotated as Ribosomal protein L36. Gene Ontology annotation, cellular component: ribosome. Gene Ontology annotation, molecular function: structural constituent of ribosome. The record is from RefSeq and is a predicted model, not a curated record. Gene Ontology annotation, biological process: translation. NCBI's taxonomy places the organism in Eukaryota, Viridiplantae, Streptophyta, Magnoliopsida, Fabales, Fabaceae.
UUGUGGGCCUGAUCCAAACGGAAAACCCACUCUCUAUGUUGCCCCAAAACCUCGUUUCUGCUUCUCCAUCUACGCCUACACUUGCCCUCACCUUCGACAACACCGCUUCUGAAAUCUGCUCAUAGCUCUUCAUCUCUACACUCUCUGUCACUACAAGAAGCCAUGAAGGUGCGCUCAUCCGUGAAGAAGAUGUGUGAAUUUUGUCAGAUAGUCAAACGUCGAGGACGUAUCUACGUGUUGUGCUCUGCCAACCCUAAGCACAAGCAACGACAAGGCAUGGCAACAUUUGCAAGUGAAGGCACAUCUAAUCCAGUGUCCUUGGAGACAAGUAGCUACAAGAUGGUAAUGAAGCCCACUAAUAUUUUGCAACCAGGUCUGAUUUCUACUACCCCUCAAAGGCACAGCUUGUCUAUGUUGUAUGGAUGGAGGGUGGGAUUGGCCUCUAUUCUGUCUAUGAAGUAGCAAAAGUAAUUUGUAACCUUAAAUCGGAACAUUACAAGUAAUAAGUGGGAAAAGAUUGAUAAUCAACGCAUUCUGGAUUAGGGCCUCGGGCUUGCUCUCCUUUCUUUGUAUUGGCUGAUAUCUGCGAUUUUUUUUAUGUAUGUCACUUAGAUUUUGUUUCUCCGAUAAGUAUAUGGUCAACAGAACGUAACCAAGUAGUAUAUUUGGUGUUCAUUGUUAAGUGAUUCAGGGGAGCACAAUUGAUAGCUCCUAGAUUAUAAUAUAUCCUUUACUUGAGCCAAA